Molecule: messenger RNA, 1161 nt
Organism: Orbilia oligospora ATCC 24927
Lineage: Eukaryota; Fungi; Ascomycota; Orbiliomycetes; Orbiliales; Orbiliaceae
Exons: 2
Coding region: 1-1161 (386 amino acids)
Molecular function (GO): zinc ion binding; glutaminyl-peptide cyclotransferase activity
Source: RefSeq, a predicted model, not a curated record
AUGGUCCGGAUAAUCGCUGAUUCCUCCGUCCUGCUCUCCUACUCUCUUCUCGCCUUCUCCAGCUUCAUCACUUCUGCCACUUCAUGGACAAAACUCACCGAUGCUGGUCUCAAAAAGAUCCCUUCGCCGGGGGAUACUCUCCAUCCGGAUCUCGGUCCUCUUCUAAAACCACUAUUGAUCCCUCGAGUUGUAAAUACCGAAGGGUCGAGAAAAGCACUAGCUCAUUUUACAAGCUUCUUCGGCGACAUGGACUGGUCACUUCAUUACGAUAACUUCUCACAACCAACGGUAUUAUCCAAAGAUCCCGUCCCAUUCAGUAAUUUUUGGGCAACUUUAGAUCCGCCAUGGAAGAAAAAGGACAAUCAAGAAGGAGAGAUUGCCAGAUUGGUUUUGGUGGCACAUUAUGAUAGUAAGAUAGAACCGAAGGGGUUUAUUGGAGCUACGGAUAGUGCAGCACCCUGUGCUAUGAUCAUGCAUGUUGCCAAAUCGAUAGAUAAGGCAAUGAGAAGAAAGUGGGCACAGAUGGAGAAGGAAGGUGACGAGUUUGCGAUGGCGGAUGAACACGGAUUUAUGGUUUUGUUAUUGGAUGGAGAGGAAGCAUUUAAAUGGUGGACUGCUGAUGAUUCCAUUUACGGGGCGAGACAUCUAGCGGAUGUGUGGGAGUCGACAAUGCACGCAGCGCACAGCACCUACAAAAACCACCUUUCGUCGAUAAACCUUUUCGUUCUACUGGACUUGCUAGGCGGCCCCACGCCUCGUAUUCCAUCCUAUUUCAAAACCACCCAUUGGGCCUACCAACACAUGGCCGACCUCGAAAUCCGUCUACGGGCAAUGGAUCUUUUACAAUCAGGCAAAGACCAUGCUCUCUUCCUCCCCGACCGUGAUAAGACCGUUUUCCCAGAAGGCUUACAAAUUGAAGAUGAUCACAUACCUUUCUUAAGAAGAGGAGUGGAUAUUUUACAUAUUAUUGCUUCGCCUUUCCCGCCGGUAUGGCAUACAAUGGAGGAUGAUGGAGCGCAUUUGGAUAAGGCAGUUGUCAACGAUUGGGCUGUUAUUGUUAGCGCUUUUGUGGUGGAAUGGUAUGGGUUAGAACCGUUCCUGAAGGAUAAUGGCGAUGGGAUGAGUACGAUUUCUGAGAGAGGGAAUAAAACGGAGUUAUGA